Messenger RNA from Drosophila hydei, 2333 nucleotides. RefSeq names its product mucin-5AC. NCBI's taxonomy places the organism in Eukaryota, Metazoa, Arthropoda, Insecta, Diptera, Drosophilidae. The record is from RefSeq and is a predicted model, not a curated record. Gene Ontology annotation, molecular function: chitin binding. Bases 46 to 2178 code for a protein of 710 amino acids. Gene Ontology annotation, cellular component: extracellular region. The transcript is spliced from 5 exons.
UUUCGGUCUCUUUACCGAACAGACAUACCAAACGCAGAUCUCAAGAUGCAGUCGUCUUUAAAAAUUGUAGCCUUAUUAAUGUUGUUUGCAACAUUACCAAUGUUGCAUUGUCAAACAUGCUCUGAUUGUUCAGUGACCGAUGGAGUUUAUGCAUGCCUUGAUGAGGUUUCGUACGGCAUCUGUUUCAAUCUGGGAGCCGUUGAUACUAACACAAUUCGUUCUUGUAAAGAUGGCUAUUACUGUAACGUUGAUGGUUCAUUUUGUUCUCUUCAAGAAACUUCUGCUCCAUCCUGUGUAACUUCUACCACACCAUCCCCAAGCUCGACCCCAGUUUUGUCCACUUGCUCGGAUUGUUCGUUGACCGACGGUGUCUAUGCCUGCGUGGAUGAAACUAGCUAUGGAGUCUGUUACAAUCUCGGUUUUGUCGAUCAAAGUGCUAUUCGAUCGUGUGAUGAUGGCUUUUACUGCAAUGUGGAUGGAACAUUUUGUUCAUCACAGGAUACAUCUUCACCGUCAUGUGUAUUGACAACAACUCCAGAAUCGACAACAGGUAAACCUGACUCGACAACAACUUCACAACCCGCUUCUACGACAACAGCUUCUCCACCAGCUUCUACGACCGCGCAGCCUACAGACUCGACAACAGCUAAACCAACGGACUCGACAACAGCUUCACCACCCGCUUCUACGACAACAGCUCCUCCACCAGCUUCUACGACCGCGCAGCCUACAGACUCGACAACAGCUAAACCAACGGACUCGACAACAGCUUCACCACCUGCUUCUACGACCGCGCAGCCUACAGACUCGACAACAGCUAAACCACCCGCUUCUACGACAACAGUUCCUCCACCAGCUUCUACGACAACAGCUCCUCCACCAGCUUCUACGACCGCGCAGCCUACAGACUCGACAACAGCUAAACCAACGGACUCGACAACAGCUUCACCACCCGCUUCUACGACAACAGCUGCUCCACCAGCUUCUACGACCGCGCAGCCUACAGACUCGACAACAGCUAAACCACCCGCUUCUACGACAACAGUUCCUCCUCCAGCUUCUACGACAACAGCUCCUCCACCAGCUUCUACGACCGCGCAGCCUACAGACUCGACAACAGCUAAACCAACGGACUCGACAACAGCUUCACCACCCGCUUCUACGACAACAGCUGCUCCACCAGCUUCUACGACCGCGCAGCCUACAGACUCGACAACAGCUAAACCACCCGCUUCUACGACAACAGUUCCUCCACCAGCUUCUACGACAACAGCUCCUCCACCAGCUUCUACGACUGCGCAGCCAACAGACUCGACAACAGCUAAACCAACGGACUCGACAACAGCUUCACCACCUGCUUCUACGACCGCGCAGCCUACAGACUCGACAACAGCUAAACCACCCGCUUCUACGACAACAGUUCCUCCACCAGCUUCUACGACAACAGCUCCUCCACCAGCUUCUACGACCGCGCAGCCUACAGACUCGACAACAGCUAAACCAACGGACUCGACAACAGCUUCACCACCUGCUUCUACGACCGCGCAGCCUACAGACUCGACAACAGCUAAACCACCCGCUUCUACGACAACAGUUCCUCCACCAGCUUCUACGACAACAGCUCCUCCACCAGCUUCUACGACCGCGCAGCCUACAGACUCGACAACAGCUAAACCACCCGCUUCUACGACAACAGCUCCUUCACCAGCUUCUACGACAACAGCUCCUCCACCAGCUUCUACGACAACAGCUCCUCCACCAGCUUCUACGACCGCGCAGCCUACAGACUCGACAACAGCUAUACCAACGGACUCGACAACAGCUCCUCCACCAGCUUCUACGACCGCGCAGCCUACAGACUCGACAACAGCUAUACCAACGGACUCGACAACAGCUCCUCCACCAGCUUCUACGACCGCACAGUCUACAGAACCUUCUAUUGCAUUGUCUACAGAAUCAACAACCACAAGUGUCCCAGAAAUCGAUGCCGAUGCAUACUGUUUGAGUCUCAACAAAGAAGGGUAUUUCAGAGUCGAGAGUGAUCCCACCUGCAAGGACUAUGUGAACUGUUUCAAAUUAUCGGGAGAUACCCUUGGUUGGCUUUUUCAUUGCAACACUGACGAAUAUUUUAACUCAGAGACAACUCAGUGUGAAACGGAACGACCUGCUGACUGCUAAAAAGCUGAAUUAUGUUUCUAAAAAGAUAAAAAAUAAAAGUGUAUAAAUGUGUAACUUUUUAUAUUAAUUAUAUUAUUAUAUAAGACACAUACAUUUAAUAAAUUUUCAAACUAAAGCGAACUAUAAUUUACGAGGCUUUCUAAGAGACCGCUCAA